GAUCUUCCCGCCGCCCCACUAUGCGUUGCCGUGGCAACAGAGCAGUAACCAGGGUCCGAAGCUUGGCCGAACUGUGCCUCGGAGGCUUUCGGUCUGGUUCGUUGACGUCAGAGAAGAGCGCGCAGAGAGCGAGUGACGAAGGCGGAAGCGGCGCGAGCGCCGGGCUGCAGGAUGCGAUACUGAGGAAGCCUGAUAUGCCUUGCUGCCCCUCCCCCGCAACAGACCCAGCUUCGCAAUGGAGAUGCAAGAUGGUGGGCAAGAGACUACAGCUUCUCCUUCCACCCCUGGAACAGGAAAGUCAAAACUGGAUACCUUACCCAAAGAAGAACUCAUCAAAUUUGCAAAGAAGCAGAUGUUACUUUUACAGAAAGCGAAAUCUCGGUCUGCAGAAUUGGAAAAGGAGAUUGAAGAACUGAAAUCAAAACCUGCUGAUGGAGGGAAUGAUGACAUUAUUCAGGCCCUCACAGAGAGGCUGGACGUUGUUCUCCUCGAAAAAGCAGAAAUCCAACAACAAUGCCUAACUCUGAAGAAAGAAAAUGUGAAAAGACAACAAGAAGCAGAGGCUGUUAUUGUCAAGGAUGAAGAAUCACAGAAGAAGCUUGUGCAGUUGACUGCCGACUACUUUAAGGAAAUGGACAGUCUUAAAAAUGAAAUGGUAACAGCACAGUCUAGAUAUGAUGAAACUUUAACAGCGCUACAGAAGGAACUGCAUGCAGAAAAGAAGAAACAAGAAGAGCUCAUGGAUCAACUUAAAUUUCAUAGUAAAUGGCAAGAAGAAGUCAAAAGGCUAGAGGAAGAGGUCCACCAAACAAAGACUGUCUAUGAGCAACAAAUCUCAGAUCUGGAGAAGCAGCUGGGGGACUGCAGUGAAGCAAAGGAGAAAGAAAUUUCCAGUCUGCAAAAUGUUAUUGAAGACAAUUCUCGGGGUUACCAAAAUGAAAUUGAUAAGUUAAAUGAAGAACUGGUGAAACUGAAGACCUCACACCAAGAGGAGGUGUCUGAUCUGAUGCACCAGCUUGAAGCUUCUGCUAAUGCGUGUGAAGAAGGACAAAAGAAGAUAGAACAGUUAAAGCAGGACUUGAGAGAGCAGUAUGAGGUGCGUGAGAAAAUCCUGCAGAAUGAAUUACAUGCUUGCAAAGAGAAGUAUGAAUGUGAACUGGACUGCUUAAGACAAGCUUUAACUAAAAAUGAAGGCAACCAAACAGAAAAUAGAAAUGAACCUCUAGAGUCAGAACUAGUGGAAAAGGCCAGGGACUUAGAGAGUACUCUAAAAGAACUGGAAUCUCAACACAGUAUACUGCAAGAUGAAUUAACUUACAUGAAUAAUGUUAAAACGAAACUAGAAAUGGAAGUCCAGAAUGUGAAGGAUGAAUAUUUUCAUGAACGGGAGGAUUUGGAGUUCAAAAUCAAUGAACUGCAACUUGCCAAAGAAGAUCAUUGCUGUCUAAUUGAAAAACUAAAAUUGGAGCUCGAGGGGAUGAGAGAGCAGUGUGAGAAGAUUGCACAAGAGCACAAUCUCGAAAUUCAAGAUCUUGAGUCAAGACAUGAGAAAGAAAUAUAUGAACUUAAACAAACAUUGUCAUCAAGUUUAGAGACAGAAAACAGAUCACUGGCUCAGGAAAUCCAAGAUCUUAAAGAACAGUGUCAGAAGUAUAUCCUGGAAAAAGAAGAAGCAAUUGAUAGCUAUGAAAUUUUGAGAGAAACAAUGGAAACCCUACAAGCUGAACUGGGGGAAUCAGCUGGCAAGAUAAGCCAAGAAUUUGAAUCGAUGAAGCAGCAACAGGCUUUGGAUGUUGGUGAACUACAGAAGAAGCUCAGAGCUGCUUUCAGUGAGAAGGAUCUUCUUCUGGAGACAGUGAAUCAUCUUCGGGAAGAGGUGGAACAGCUUUCUUGCAAAAGAGAAGAGGUGGAGGAGCUCAGACUUAAAACCAGGGUGCUUCAGGAGGAAAAUGAGAAACUUACUGCUUCUCUUCAUCAAAAAGACACUGCCAUAAAGGAGCUGGAAGACAAGGAGCAAGAGCUUUGCUUUCAAAACAGCAGCUUGUUCAGUGAGGUCAAAUGCUCCAUGGAGACAAUAAAAAACCUCCAGGAACAGUGCAAAGUGGAGCAAGCGGAGAUCAUGGGACUUCAACAACAGGCUGAGACUCUUCACCUUUGCAAUCAUGAAUUAGAACAGCAAGCAGAGGAAUUAAAAGAGAAAUUGAGAGGCAUUUCAAUGGAAAAAGAAGACAGUCUGCAAAAAUGUCAAGAAUUAGAGCAACAAAUCAAAACUCUUCAGCAAAACAGGGAGCGUCUGUCAUCUGAAGUCAAGACUCUUUGUGAUGAAAGUAACAAACUAAAGGAAGAAAGAGAUGGAGUUGAUAAGAAGCUGCAGGGCAUGGCAUCUGAAAAAGAGGAAUCGCUAGUGUUUAAAGAGAAAGUGGAUGACUUGGAAAUGAAACUAAAAAUCACCAGUGAUGAAAAAGACCAUCUAGAGAAGCUCCUUGAUGAAGAAACGUCCUUCAAAUCUCUCGUUGCUAAUCAGCUCUGUAGCCUCCGUGAACAAAUGGAAUUUGGAUGCCCAGAAGAAAACAAAGAGUAUGAUGUUGUUGCUGUCCUACAAGCAGCAAGAGAAUCCUUGGAGAGAAUGAAGCAAGAGAAUCAGAAUCUGACUCAACAGAAGAAUGACAACGUUCUCUUACAGGAUGAGAUCAGGAGGCUGCAGGAAGAAAAUGCCGCAUGUUGUCUAGAGCUGCGAUCUCUGCUGGAUGACUCUGAAAAAGAAAAAUGCCUUUUGAGAGAAGAUCUGGAAGGGGCUUUGUCAGAAAAAGAAGCUCUGCAGAUAGAUAUCCAAGAGCUGAAGCAUGCUGGGGGAAAAGUCAAGGCCGAGAACCAAGGUCUUUUGGCUUGUGUUGAAGAUAUAUCUGAAAAACUUGCAGACUGUGAAAGUAAAGUGAAAGAGCAAGAAAAAACGUUAGAAGAGAAGAAAAAUCUAAAUUUAAUUAUAGAACAAAAAGAGUCUGAGCUGAGGAGUGUGCAAGCUGAGCUUUCUUUCCUAAAGAAUUCCAUGGCAGAGUCUUCUACUAAGAGUGACCAAGAAGCACUGGAAUCACAAAAAAUAGUGACUUUAGAAACACAGCUGAAAGAGAAGGAAGAAAAAUUAAAUAAAUUUAAAGCAAUUGCCAUGAAAUUAAGGAAGGAGCUGGAUUCUAGCAGAAAAGAGAUGCAGUCACUUAGAGAAGAGCUGGAGCAGACACAGUCUGAGAGAGAACAGCUCUCUUCUUCGAUGGGAGACAUCAUUCAGGGAGCAGAGGGCUAUAAGAAUCUCUUAAUAGAGUUUGACAAGCAAGCAGAACAGCUGGAUUUUGAAAAAGACCGAACUCGGAAUUUGGAACGUCAGAUAGAGGACUUUACAAGACAACUGGACGCAUCAGCUCAGCAGCAAGACCAGUGGCGCUCUACUAAUACGGAUCUCUUGGCUCGGAUAGAGACUCUGCAGACCAACACCAAGCUGUUGGAAACCCAGCUGUUAGAAAUGCAGAAAGCCAAAGCAAAAACAGACAAAGAACUUGAAGCUGAAAAACUUCUAAAAGAACAAAAAAUAAAGGAGCACAGCACCACUGCAAAAGAAGUUGAGGAUCUGCAGGCCCAACUUCAGAAAGAAAGAAAGCAUCUCCAAAAAGUCUUGGAAGAGCUGGAGAUGGCAAAGAAGGAUGCACAGAAGAGUACAUUGAUGGACAUGGAAAUAGCUGAUUAUGAGCGUUUGGUUAAAGAACUGAAUCAAAAGCUGAGCGACAGAGGCAGCAGAAUUGAGGAUCUUGAGCAAGAGAUUAAAAUUCAGAAGCAAAAGCAAGAAACACUGCAAGAUGAAAUGAAGUCAUUUCAGGCUUCUGUACAGCAGUUUGAGGAUAAGAACUCCAAGAUCAAACAGCUGCUGGUGAAAACGAAAAAAGAGCUGGCUGACUUGAAACAAACAGAAAAUGAACUUCUGAGAAUUCAGGCAUCUUUAAAAGGAGAGCUGGAAGCAAGUCAGCAGCAAGUGGAAGUUUACAAGAUUCAGUUGGCUGAUCUAACCUCAGAAAAACACAAACUUCAGGAGCAACUGCGGACUUCCGUAGAACACCACCAGCGGGUUUUGAGUACUUAUCAGCAGAAACUUGCAACACUCCAAGAAGAGUGCAGUGCAGCAAAGGCAGAACACACUGCUGUGUCAUCUGAAUUUGAAAGCUACAAAGUCCGUGUUCAUAAUGUUUUAAGACAGAAGAAUAAAUCUUCUCAAGCUGAAACAGAUGGUAGCAAACAGGAAAGAGAACACCUAGAAAAUGUAAUAGAUCAAUUAAAGAUAAAAUUGCAAGACACUCAACAAAACUUGCAAAUCAACGUAGCUGAGCUUCAAGCACUGCAGUCAGAACAUGACACGUUGCUGGAACGGCACAAUAAAAUUCUUCAGGAGACCGUAGCAAAGGAAGCAGAGCUCAGGGAAAAGCUCUGUACAAUACAGUCUGAAAACAUGGUGAUGAAGUCGGAGCAUGCACAGACUACGAGUCAGCUGAUAGCCCAGAAUGAAGCUCUUCGGAACAGUUUCCGAGACCAAGUCAGACAUCUUCAGGAAGAGCACAGGAAGACAGUGGAGACAUUGCAGCAGCAGCUGUCCAAAGUAGAAGCUCAGCUCUUUCAACUCAAAAGUGAGCCAAGUUCAAAAAGUCCUACUCCUUCCAAUAUACCAACAAAGAACUUGCGAGAAAGAAGGAACACUGACCUUCCUCUUCUUGAUGUGCACACUGUAGCUAGAGAGGAAGGAGAAGGAAUGGAAACCACUGACACAGAGUCUGUAUCUUCUGCCAGCACUUACGUACCGUCCUUGGAACAGCUCCUUAAUACACCUGAUGCAAAACUUGAACCUCCACAGUGGCAAGCAGAGCUUACGAAAGAAGAGCUGGUCCAGAAGCUAAACACCACAACAAAGAGUGCCGAUCACUUAAAUGGAUUACUUCGGGAAUCAGAAGCAACCAAUGUAAUCCUAAUGGAACAAAUUAAGCUUCUUAAAAGUGAAAUUAGGCGUUUAGAAAGGAACCAGGAGAGAGAGAAAUCUGUAUCUAAUCUGGAAUAUUUGAAGAAUGUUCUGCUCCAGUUUAUAUUUCUGAAGUCAGGUAGUGAAAGAGAGAGGCUUCUUCCCGUAAUAGAUACCAUGUUACAGCUGAGUCCAGAAGAAAAAGGAAAGCUUGUUGCAAUUGCUCAAGGUGAGGAGGAGAGCACGUCACAACCAUCUGGGUGGGCUUCAUACCUGCACAGCUGGUCAGGACUCCGCUAAGACUAUGGGAACGCUCCGUUUUCAGAUAUUCCUAUUUCAUAGAUUGCACUGAGAGGAAUCUCAGCACUGAAGAAUGUGCGAUAUACUCAUGUAUCAAGGGUAAUUUUUGUGUUUUGUGUUGAUCAUUUUAAGUAACCAUUUGUUUUUUUUUAUUAAGCCUUGUGAAUGGUGCGUUCUGGCUUCAACUUCCAGUCUUUAUUUGGUGACUCAUUACAAGAGCAGGCAUUUUAAUGCUUGCAUGGAGCAACAGUUGUCUUAUUCCUUGGUUGGGCAAGUUCUGUCCACACGUCCCUUUGUGUGUUAGGAGCUUCCCCCACUAUUGAACCCUUCAGUUGGGAUUUCUAACUGCAGCAAGCAUCUUCAUUUGUAUUUAUCCUGCGUAAGAUAAUUAUCAACAGCAAGGCCAAAAUAGAACUGGCAACUCUGACCACACACGUUCAUGUUCUUCGGUUCAGACCAUCGCCUGUUUCGUGCUUAGGGAUGCUGGAUAUAUGACUUAGUAAAACACUUCAGAGCUUACCUUUCAAAUUGCUUAUUCUUCUGAAAAAGAGGAAGAGAGUAAAAAAAAAUUGGCAGCAUUCUGCUACUUGAAUAAAUUGAAUGUAUGGCCUAAGUCCAAACUUAAUUUAGAGAGUCCUUAAGCUAAUAGGGCACUAUCUAGUGUUUAGGACAUUGCUGUCAGAUCCUUUUGCCUGAGCAUUACAGCAUUAGUUAAUGACUGCUGAGAACAAGCUUUCCUAAAGUAUUCCUUUGACAUUUUUUUAAAAAAAAACACAUUAAAAUAAGAAUUAGAAAAGAUAUUUGACUCUAAGCACAGGUCAGCGUUGCCAAUGCAGCAUGUCAUAAUGCUUCCGGAUAAGAGUGGAGGAUAUUCCAAAACUUGGUUCAGGUUUUGCUACAGGUUAUGAAUCCUAAAUAUAAUUGGCAGAGAUCAUUGCUAAGAUUGAGUGUUUCUGGAAAAAAAUAUAUUCCUUUUUUGCAAAUGGAUGCCUUUUCUCCGCCACCAUUCUCAAGGUGUUCCCACUUAACAUGCAUGUGUUAAGAUUUGUGUAAUGUUUCUGUAGAAACAAAUAGUUCUCUUUUCAAACAUUUGCUCUUCGUUGCAACUUUUUUGCCUCUCUAGAAGGGAUACUCUCAAGAACACCCCAAAAAGUUUCAUUUUAUAUCACAUACACUUCAGUCUUGGUGAUCCAUAUUCUCUUAGCAUAUGUGUUCCGCUUCCCUGCUGAAUCUCUAUGAUACCCAAAGGAGACAAGACAGUAUACACAGUUCAUAGUACCACUUCCUCUGCCUCAGUGCUUUUAAGUUUGAUUCCUGACUGCCACACUAUUAACACACCAAUAGGUGAGACUGGGUUGGAAGAUGGUCCAAAUGAUAUAAUAGAACUCUGGAUAAAGUUGAUGUUCUCAGUGAACUUUGAAAAGAGUUUAUGAGAUACAAGCUGCUUUAUGGGGAUGUCUUCUGAUCUGGGGUAGCCAGGACAGUUCCAGUGAGGCUUACUGACUUGUGAGGUGUGUGACAUGAGAGACAGCCUUGAGCAACAGUGUUUGAUUUUAGAGUAUUUAUGGUGGCUAUUCCUUGCGAGGACUGGCAUCUUGAAUUCCUAAAGCAAUUGGAGAGCGAGGUUAAUUGCAGCAUAUAUUAAAAAAAAAUCUCAAUGAUAGCCAUCAGAUGCAUAAGUUUAAUUAGUCAUAUCAGAUUAGAAGCAUUGACAGCACUGGCAGCUGAGGGGGGAAAUACAUCAUUUGCUUGAACAUCUUUGAUGCUGCUGCUGUUCAGAUUCCCACCAUGACAUUCAUAUCUGCAGUCUCUUCAGAUGACAGAUAUGCCUUAAAUCUUGAGUUUUGCUUCAGCAUUUGUUAAUUUAUCUCACUUCAGUGUUAUGUCUUGUUUGUUGCUGUUUUCUACCACAGGGGAGUCAAAGAUCUUGACUGACUCAUCCUUCUGUACUUUGACAUGUUGAAACUGACCAGGAAAAUGUCUUUGCACUUCCGUACUUUUGUUGUUUUCAGAAUUGGUUUCACUGAAUUAUUGCAAUUAAUUGAACAGCUUCCUAUUUGCACAAUGUUAACAACUGUGACAAAAUGAACCUUUUAUGUCUUUUUAAGUGUUGUACUUCAAAUCCUGUUUUUAUUUUUUCAAGCUGUGAAUAAAUUAUGCAUAUAGUUUACUUUUA
Messenger RNA from Heteronotia binoei (common prickly gecko), 7466 nucleotides. It is a transcript of the gene GCC2, whose product is annotated as GRIP and coiled-coil domain containing 2. Gene Ontology annotation, cellular component: Golgi apparatus. Bases 236 to 5290 code for a protein of 1684 amino acids. The record is from RefSeq and is a predicted model, not a curated record. Lineage: Eukaryota; Metazoa; Chordata; Lepidosauria; Squamata; Gekkonidae. The transcript is spliced from 23 exons. Gene Ontology annotation, biological process: late endosome to Golgi transport.